Molecule: messenger RNA, 1970 nt
Organism: Bombus terrestris (buff-tailed bumblebee)
Lineage: Eukaryota; Metazoa; Arthropoda; Insecta; Hymenoptera; Apidae
Product: protein C10
Exons: 3
Coding region: 277-627 (116 amino acids)
Biological process (GO): post-embryonic development
Source: RefSeq, a predicted model, not a curated record
UGUUCGAUUGAAUCAGUAUGUUGUUUAUCUAUUUUGACAUGUUCGAAAAAUAGUGGUGAACAAAAGUAUAUAUGACAUAUAGUUUAAAUAUGAAAAGAAAAUCACUAUAACAGGAUAAAUAAACAUAUAUUCAUGUUCAUAAAAUAGAACAAUUUCUUAAACUGUACAAUUUUAGAGAGAAAACAUUUUACAAUUUUUAACCUAUUCUUUCAAAUAAAUCAAUAUACUCUGAAUUUACUUCGAUGCUUAUUUAAAUUAUACAAAAUUGUUUUUACGAUGACUGAUUUACCUGUUUUUACUUCGGAAGUUGCAAAAGCUGUUUUAACUGACGUUUUAACAGCAUUAAAUACUCCAGAAAAUACUCAAAAACUUGCGGAAGCUAAGGAAAAUUCUGGGAAUGAAAUGCUGAAAAUGAUGCAGUUUGUUUUUCCAAUUGUAGUACAAAUUCAAAUGGAUGUUAUUAAGAACUAUGGUUUCUCAGAAGGUCGGGAAGGUACAGUUCAAUUUGUGCAAUUACUCAGAGCUCUAGAAAGGGAAGACCCUGAGAUAGCACAAUUACAUAGUCAAGUUCGAUCAUAUUUUCUUCCGCCUGUUACUAUAAGUUCUUCAACUGAAGCAUCUCUUUAAGAUAAAAUAAUUUUUAUGUGCAAGCACAUUAUUAUUUUACUUUGUACUUUCUUUUUCUCUACAUAUAAAACAUACAUAGAGAUUUUUUACUGGUAUCUAACUUACAAUAGCUUUAAUUUUAUAAAUGCAUUGAAGUUUGAACAAAGUUUUACAAUUACACUCUGAUAUAUUAUUAAUUAGAAUUUACUACACAAAAAGAUAUGUACAAGGGAUCUUCAAAUUAAAUAUUUAAUCAGAAAAAUUAAAAAUUUUUACAUUUAUUUGUAUAAUAAUAAUAAUAUUAAUAAUAAUAUAAUCUACUAAAAUAUAUAAUUUCAUUCAUAAAUGUUCAUUAAAUUUUCUCUGCACUUACACCAAUUCUAAAAACUAAAGUGUUCCAUUGUUCGCGUAAAAAUGAAGCUGGUGCAUUAUAUCAUAUACAUAUAGAAAAAUAAAAUAUUUUUGUUAUUAUCUUAAAAAGAUGUGUCUUACUCGUUGAAAACACUAAGGUAUUACAUCCAUUAAACAUGACAAUCAGUGCUUUUUUUAUAAAAGCAGUGAAUAUAGAUCAUUUAGUCAAUCUUUUCUUUUUUGAUUUUGAAUUAAGUGAGUUUAAAUGCUAUUAUAUAAUUCUAACUUCAUCGUUUCGCGAACAUCCGGAUAAAUAUGUAUUAAAUAUACAAUUUCAAUCAUAUAAGCAAGUACAUUGAAAAUGCAUAAUGAAAGAAAAUUAUUAAUUUAUCGAAGAAUAAUACAAUGGAAUUAUUUAAGCAAUAAUUACUUAACAAAAUUUUAACCUUGCAGCUCAUGUCUAAUUUACUUAGGACAAGCAGACAAAUAUAGUUCCCCUUUGCCAAUCAUUAAAUGUACGAAACUGUUUCUUUGUAUAAAAUUGUAAAAUGCAUGGAUAUCUUUAAAAAGGAAAUGCUGAGUUGACAUUAAGACUAUCAACAAGGUUGCUCUUUUAAAAGUUAUUAAUAAAUAUGUAUUGAUUAUUAAUUAUUUUCUUAGCAAAGUAAUUCGUAUUUUUCAUGGGGUCACAGUGAUAGUCAUAAAACAUGUGAAAAACAUUCACAUUAUAUAAAAUGACAAACUCAGCAACAAUUUCCUCAAAGAUUAAAAAAUAACAGAUGUAAAAAAGCAGUUUUAGAUUUUGUUUAGAAUAUCCUACACGUUGAAGGGAAAGACUUGACAAUUGGGGAACGAUAUGCUAUAACAUAUUUACAAUCUUUUUCUUUAUAUAAAUCAAGGUACAAUUGUAAAUUGUUUUGCGUACAAAGAAAGUUAAUGCAUUUCUUCAUUAUCAGACCAUGUUGCUUCAUUAAAUUCGACAGUCGAAUGAAUAAAGACACCGCGUAAGACAA